AUGAUCCGACGCACCUUCUCCAGUAUUACUUGCAUGGACUUCCAAAUACUCUAUGAGGCCUACGUCAGACCGCUCCUGGAAUACGCCGAAAGACGCGCGAAAGACUUCACUCUGAUUGAGCAGGUCCAUUUUGCAGUUGGAUGUGAGCUUGCCUCCUUGUCAAUGCAGCCAUCCAUGAACCCACGUGGGUUCCAAUCUCUCGGUGUUUUGCCAGAUAUUUGCGAUAUUCUUAACAAAUUAGGCUGGUCAGAACCCACUCCGAUACAACACAAUGCCAUUCCAGUAGCUCUCAAAGAUCUGAUCGGAAUUGCGGAAACAGGCUCCGGGAAGACCGGUGCUUUCAUAAUUCCCAUUAUCCAACAAUGGAUUCUCGCCGGUCGUCCGCGUGGGUUCGCCCUUCUGCUUGCCCCAACCCGUGAGCUAGCGCAACAAUUGGCUACGGAGGCGUAUCGGCUGAGUUCUCCCCAAACGAGCUCCGUCAGCUCGGAUGAGGGUUUGCGUGUGGUGCAGUUGGUCGGUGGGGAAGAUAUGGUGGAACAAGCUCUGCGUUUGGCUUGGCACAAGCAUCACAUAAUUGUCGCCACACCCGGACGUCUUGUCGACCACAUGAAACAGUCCGCCUCGUUCACUCGUCAACAGCUCUCCCAAAUUCGUCAGCUGGUUUUGGACGAAGCUGACAGAAUGUUGAGUAUGGAGUUUGCGCAGGAUCUCGACACCAUUUUGAACGUGUUCAAAAGACCCAAUGCCGACAAGAAACGGCGGCGCAAGAGGAUGAAAAGUCGAAGGCUGCUGGAACAAGUUGCCAACACCGGCGACUGUCUCGCUGCUGGUCCUACCCAAACCGUUGAUUCGGAGAAGUUCCCACAUCCACAAACCCACCUCUAUUCGGCCACCAUGACCAGUGAUGUGGCGAAAUUGCGACGAGCUGCCCUAUCUGCCGACGCAUGUGUCCUUGGUGGGGACCAUGCUUCUAAGUGUGUGGAUGCUCAAACGAAAGAUCAUUCGCUUUCUAGCCAAGUUCGUUUCCCUCCGGGCCUGGUCCAUUAUUGUCUGCCUGUCCGUCUGGUUGACAAGCCAGCCAUUUUGAACUGGAUACUCGAAGGAGCCACACUUUCCAAGCUACACGAGGUCUGUCCAUCACAGCUUAUCGCUGAUCCAGUCUCAUUACAAUCGUGUUCCUCCACACGAACCAUUGUGUUUUGUAAACGCUGUCAGGAAGUUCGCCUGGUAACUGCUUUCCUUCGUGAAAGUGGACAUUGUGUCGUCGGUUUGACAGGUCGAAUGAAGCAGGUGGAUCGGAAGAACGCCUUGAAGGAGUUCGUCACGAGGAAUGCGAACAUUCUCGUCGCAACGGACGUUGCCAGCCGUGGUUUGGACCUCCCAGGCGUUGAGUUAGUGGUCAACUUCUCGGUUCCUCAAAGUGAGAAGACCUACCGACAUCGCGUGGGGCGCACAGCUCGAGCUGGUCGAUCCGGCAUCGCCGUCACCCUGGUCACUCGGGAUGUAGCCUCGGUUUUCCUCGACCUCGAAGCCUCCGUCGCGCCACACCUUCCCAAAACUGGGGCUGAUGAGAAAGACAAUAUCUUUCCACGUUGGCCUGUCCCGCUUCCACAACCGUCUGGAAAACAGGGAAUGCUUGUCCGACGGCGUCUUGCUGAUUUGGCAUGGACCCGAGCAGGAAAGAUCGUCAGAGCGGAGGAUAUGGAACGAAGAAGAAUGGCUGCUGACUCGCUUACGGAUAGUGACUCAUCUGACGUAUCGGUUAAUCAUGGUGGAUCUCUUGGCUCAUUUCUUUCGGCUAGUGAAUCCUCAGAGGAGGAAUUUGAUAACUUGAUCGUAUCAGUCCCGACGGAGGAGCCAACCGUGCACGAGUCCGUUGCUUUGAAUGUGUCCGGCGAAGCCGGAGUGCACAUGGCGCGCGCAUCCUGGAUAUCACUACACAAGGAGAAGAAACUCCGCAAAAAGAAGCGCCGUGUCAUCGCUGAGGAGAAACGUCAGGCAUCGGCUGUCGGUUGGGGGUUGGCCGCCGGUGACGACUUGGCGAACGACGAGGAGCAGGAGGAACAGGAUCAUCUGCGCUUCGAGGAAACUUUGAGAACGAAAUACACGAAGGCUGAGAAACCGAAUUCACGGAAACCGCAUGGCGCCAGAAAUGCUGUUUAGUUUUGUACAGAGACAUGUUCAGAAAUACACACUGAUUUUU
Opisthorchis viverrini is the source of this 2203-nucleotide messenger RNA. RefSeq lists its product as hypothetical. Bases 1 to 2163 code for a protein of 720 amino acids. Lineage: Eukaryota; Metazoa; Platyhelminthes; Trematoda; Opisthorchiida; Opisthorchiidae. The transcript is spliced from 9 exons. Gene Ontology annotation, molecular function: RNA helicase activity; ATP binding; nucleic acid binding. The record is from RefSeq and is a predicted model, not a curated record.